This is a messenger RNA of Trichoderma gamsii, 2235 nucleotides long. RefSeq lists its product as hypothetical. Gene Ontology annotation, biological process: DNA-templated transcription; regulation of DNA-templated transcription. Bases 1 to 2235 code for a protein of 744 amino acids. The record is from RefSeq and is a predicted model, not a curated record. The transcript has 8 exons. NCBI's taxonomy places the organism in Eukaryota, Fungi, Ascomycota, Sordariomycetes, Hypocreales, Hypocreaceae. Gene Ontology annotation, molecular function: DNA-binding transcription factor activity, RNA polymerase II-specific; zinc ion binding; DNA binding.
AUGACUGAAAGUGCCGACGCGGACGAGCAGGUGCCGGUCGAAGAUCUGACACCUGAGGAGGCGAGCCGCAUCAUCCACUCGCAUCGGAAAGUUCGGUAUGGGACCGCGUGUUGGCCGUGCCGCCAGCGCAAGGUGAAGUGUGACAACCAGCAGCCUUGCGAGAACUGCGUCAAGCGCGAACACCCUCAGCUCUGUUCAUACAAGCCGAAUCGAUCAUCGGCGGGCAAGCACGCCGCCACUGCUUCUCACAGCCGCAAGAGGGCGCGCUCACUCUCUGAUGGAGAUGACAAUGUGAAAGCCGAGCGCGGGGAUAGCUGGCCACCAACAAUUGGCAUCUCCACCAACCAAGAGGAUGCUGAAUCAGUACCUGAUCGCUAUGUCGGACAAAACAGCAUCCCGGCUUUGCUUGGAGAGCAAUCGCCAAAUGACAAGGACGAUGGAACCAGUAUCCGCCGGGACAUGCGCUCCAUCCUGGGGCUUGAUACCUCGGCGCCCUUUCCUCUCAUGUCAUCUCAUCACCUUCAACGAAUUGCUCGAGAUAUCGCUACCGAAUUGCCGUCAGACAGAGAGGUCAUGAAGCUGUUCCGUACCUACAAAGAAAUUCCGCAACCUUUCUGGGGCUUUGUCAUUGAUAUCGACGAACUUGAAUCUGACCUCAUGAUAUACUUGGAGGAUCGAUCUCGAAGUGCUUCGAAGACUGGCAGAUCAUCAAAACCGGUGACAGCUUCCUGGCUUGCGAUUCUCUUCGCAGUCUUGGCGGUUGGGUCCCAGUACCAUGAAUCGCCGUAUCACGUUCGCACAAAGGAUUCGCAAAAGUACAUCCAAAUCUCCUUCCAUUUGCUCCGGCUAGCAAACUUUUUGUUAAGACCAUCGUUUGACUCGAUCCAAGCGUUACUGUUGACCAACUUUGUUCUUCUCAAUGACAUGAAAGCUGAGGCAUCGUGGGCUCUCACGGGCCUUACAUGCCGUCUCGCCCAGUCCUUGGGUCUACAUCGCCCGGCAAUUCGUGGCAGCCGCGAAAGCUCACCCCUCGCCGCCAAGUCCAAGGAGAUGAUUCGACGCAGGCUAUGGUGGACAUGCGUGUGGCAUGAUGCCUUGACAUCUCUAUCAUUUGACCGGAGCUCAAUGACGAAUAUCCCGAGCUGUCCAAUUCCUCAGAUCGUGGACGCAGCCAUUGGAAACUACACCUACUUGGAAAUGAUGUACAACCUCGUCGAGAUCAUUUCGCGCCGACUCAACCCCGAUGUGAUGGCUACCGCCAGCUACGAACAGAUUAUUGAAAAUUGCGAGGCGGUCGAAGAGCUACGUAAACGUGCGGCCCCCCAUAUGCAGGACAAGGAAAAAUGCAAGACAGCGUUGGACCGGCUCCAAUUCUUUGCCAUCCACCUGCAUACGUCCUUUGUCAUAUCUGUGGCGUGUCGACCGGCACUUCGAAGGGACUGUCCCUUUGACCCAGCUCAAAAAGCAGCUCUCUCGGAGAAGUGCAGGGUCAACUUGACCGACACGGUCAAGAUGUUCCUCGCCAUGCAUCAGCUUUCGGUAAUCCCGACGCGAAGCUGGGCCUUUACUUACCACGGUCUAUCGUCAGCUUUGCUGCUUGGUCUCCUUUCCGAUACCAAGUCGGACCCUGAAGUGCGACAGCUCCAGGGAGAUCUAAUUGAAGCUCUUUCUGCAACGGCAGCCAAGGAUGUUAGCUCCCCAGAGGCUCAUGUAGCCAAGACAGAUAAGGACAUCGAGCUCUCAGGUCCCCUGUGGAGAGCACUUACCGCACUCAAAAACAUCUACGACCAUGGCCAAGUCAACAUGUCGAGCCUUAAGCGAGAUGGUGACAUGUCUGCCGCUGCCAGCGGUAAUCGAACUCCCUUGCUGCAUCUUGGACUGAAUAGCCAGGGCAAUUAUAAUGCCAUGAUUUCGAAUCCUUCGUUCCGCCCCUUGCCGCCGGGUGCAGAUCCUCGCGAAGACGCGGCGAUGGCCAUGGCCGAGAUGCAGAACGGCUCAUCGAUACAGGACAUGUCUGCGAUGAGCUAUCCUCAGCAAAUGCCUGGCAAUCUUGCUAUGGAUGGCAUCCCGCCUAUCGUCGACCCGAUGCAAUUCAAUGCUCCUAUGGAACUCUACGAUUCUAUCUGGGUUGAAUCUCCCCCUGACCCGUGGAACACCGGCAUGGAUGCCUUCAAUUUCGACUUCUUGGCACAGCCGCCACCUGGUCAAAAUCACCAGCAGCAGUACUACUUUUAA